This is a messenger RNA of Mangifera indica (mango), 2676 nucleotides long. RefSeq names its product metal-nicotianamine transporter YSL2-like. The record is from RefSeq and is a predicted model, not a curated record. Gene Ontology annotation, biological process: seed development; response to iron ion. Bases 519 to 2537 code for a protein of 672 amino acids. Gene Ontology annotation, cellular component: plasma membrane. The transcript is spliced from 8 exons. NCBI's taxonomy places the organism in Eukaryota, Viridiplantae, Streptophyta, Magnoliopsida, Sapindales, Anacardiaceae. Gene Ontology annotation, molecular function: iron-nicotianamine transmembrane transporter activity; oligopeptide transmembrane transporter activity.
AAAAGUAAACACACUUUGAAGUGAAGUAAUCAGAAUCAAGCUACCACUUCCAUUUCUUUAAUCUUUUAAAAGAGAGAGAAUUUGGAGAUUGGACGGUUCUAGUCAACGAGAAAGACCAAAAUUUUUUAACCGAACCUUUUUUAAUUGUAUUGUUGAAGGCGUUAAUGUGUAGUACAACAUUUUUUUUGGGUUUGACUUUUGUACUUCAUUUUAGUACAUGAAAAUGGUCUAGUAAUCCCAUCGAGUUUCACGGUUGUUAACAGACUUGCUAAAUCAGUUUGAGGAUCAAGAUAUUAGUUUUAUAAAUUCUGAGGUUUGGAAACCGAUUAAGGCAUGGUGGGCUAUUCGAGAAUUUGAUAAUACAUUUAAUGAUUCUUCCGGCGGUUGUGGUUUUGCUAAGUUUCUCAACCCCUUAUAAUUUAUGGGUUUUUCUUGUUGUGUGUGAUGAUUUUUUAAGAUUGCUGUAAAUCAACGCAGGGAUUCCAUUGAAGUUUGACAUAAGGCUUGGAAUAAGAUUAAUGGGGGACAUAAAAGUGGAAGAGUUGAAAGAGAAUGAGAGAAUGAACAAUGAAAGAGAGAACUUCGAAUUGGAUCAGGUUACAGAUCAGCAAGAGGAAAUAAAGAGAACUCCUCCAUGGACGAAGCAUAUAACUAUUAGAGGUUUAUUUGCUAGCUUAGCGAUUGGUGUUAUAUACAGUGUGAUAGUGAUGAAGCUGAACCUUACUACUGGUUUAGUCCCCAAUCUCAAUGUCUCUGCAGCUCUUCUUGCCUUUGUAUUUGUCAAAACAUGGACUGAGUUGCUUCACAGGGCUGGAAUAACAUCAACUCCUUUUACUAGGCAAGAAAAUACUAUUAUUCAGACUUGUGCAGUUGCUUGUUACAGCAUUGCAGUUGGAGGCGGUUUUGGGUCUUAUCUUCUGGGUUUAAACAGGAAGACAUAUGAACAAGCAGGGGUUGACACAGAGGGAAACAAUCCUAAUAGUGUUAAGGAACCGGGUGUCGGUUGGAUGACUGGUUUCCUCUUUGUUAGCAGUUUUGUUGGAAUUCUGGCACUGGUACCUCUUAGAAAGAUCAUGAUAAUAGAUUACAAGUUAACUUAUCCAAGUGGAACUGCUACUGCAGUUCUUAUAAAUGGGUUUCAUACUCCUAAAGGAGACAAGAUGGCAAAGAAGCAAGUUGAAGGUUUCACAAAAUUAUUUUCUAUAAGUUUCCUUUGGGCUUUCUUUCAGUGGUUCUAUACAGGAGGAGAGAAAUGUGGAUUUGUUCAAUUUCCCACCUUUGGAUUGCAAGCUUGGAAAAAUUCAUUUUACUUUGAUUUUAGUAUGACUUAUAUCGGUGCGGGAAUGAUAUGUUCCCAUCUUGUGAAUUUGUCUCUGCUUCUUGGUGCUGUGCUCUCUUGGGGAAUCAUGUGGCCGCUGAUAGGUGAUCUCAAAGGGAAUUGGUUUCCUAAAUCCUUACCUGAAGGCAGUAUGAAGAGUCUCAAUGGUUACAAGGUGUUUAUUUCUAUUGCACUGAUCCUAGGAGAUGGGCUCUACAAUUUUGUGAAGAUUCUUUUCUUUACUGCUAGAAGCAUCCAUGCCAGGGUGAAGAAUAAAAGUACCAAAACAUUUCCAGAUAACCGAAAGCAGGAUCUUGAAGAUGAUCUUCACAGAAAUGAAAUGUUUAUUAGAGAGAGCAUUCCUAUGUGGGUAGCAUGUGUAGGUUACGCUAUUUUUUCCAUUACUUCCAUCAUCGUGAUCCCACUCAUGUUCCCUGAGCUGAAGUGGUACUUUGUUCUCGUGGCUUACAUUCUAGCGCCAUCUCUAAGCUUCUGCAAUGCUUAUGGUGCUGGUCUAACUGACAUGAACAUGGCCUACAACUACGGCAAAGUGGCCUUGUUUGUUCUUGCUGCCAUAUCUGCAAAAGAAAAUGGCGUGGUUGCUGGACUUGUUGGUUGUGGUCUGAUUAAAUCGAUUGUUUCCGUCUCUUCUGAUUUAAUGCAUGAUUUUAAGACUGGUCAUCUAACUUUCACUUCUCCUCGGUCGAUGCUUCUUAGCCAGACCAUAGGGACUGCCAUAGGUUGUGUUGUAGCUCCUCUUACAUUCUUUAUUUUCUACAAGGCCUUUGAUGUGGGAAACCCAAAUGGUGAAUACAAAGCUCCUUAUGCUAUUGUAUAUCGAAACAUGGCAAUUCUAGGUGUUGAAGGUUUCUCUGCCCUGCCACAGCACUGUUUACAACUAUGUUAUGGCUUUUUCGCCUUUGCCAUAUUGGCCAAUUUGUUGACAGAUGUUUCCCCGAAGAAAAUCGGGAAAUGGAUUCCUCUUCCCAUGGCCAUGGCCGUGCCCUUCCUUGUUGGUGCGUACUUUGCAAUUGAUAUGUGCGUAGGGAGCUUGGUUGUGUUUGUAUGGCACAAGCUAAAUAGCAGGAAAGCAAGUUUAAUGAUUCCUGCGGUUGCUUCAGGCUUGAUUUGUGGAGAUGGAUUAUGGAUCCUUCCUUCAUCAAUCCUUGCGCUCGCAAAGAUUCAUCCUCCAAUCUGCAUGAAGUUCUUAGCAACCUAGUAUCGUUUUCUUAAGCAAGAAGUGUCGUUUUUGGCAUACGAAUGGCCUCAUUUCAGUUCAAUAAUGUAAACGUAGUCACAAAGCGUAGAAAUUAUGUAACUAUCUAUUUCCAAAUAAUUAAUAGAUAACAUUUACUGAA